GAAGCCUAGGAACCCACUGAAAGAAACAUUCAGUCACCAGGAGUCAAACUAAAUUGUCCAUUUACUCCUCUGUGGAAUAGUCGGGAGAUUUUCACGCUAUGUUAAUUGAGGAGCGUAUAGUAACACUUUUCAAAAGAAACUGUCAUCAUACACUGACGUACUGGAGUUUGUUCUGGAGUUUUGGACUUAGCAUAGCCUUCCUGGGGCCUACAAUCCUAGAUCUGAAAUGCCAGACGGGUUCCACGUUACGGGAGAUCACCUGGGUGUUCUUCUCACAGCAGCUCUGCCUGCUCAUCGGGAGCUCCACUGGAGGGAUUUUCAAAAAAACGUUGUUCAGAGCCCUCACUGCUCUCUUUCUAUCUGCCCUCAUCAUCUCUGUGGUUUUUGCUAUCAUCCCACUUUGCUAUAAUGUGCUGUUGCUGGCCGUUGCUAUGGCAGUGUCAGGCUUGGCCAUGGGCAUCAUCGACACUAUUGCAAACAUCCAAUUGGUGUCCAUUUAUCAGAAGGACUCUGCUAUCUUCCUGCAGGUACUGCACUUCUUCAUUGGGCUUGGUGCUCUGGUGAGCCCCCUGAUUGCUGACCCAUUCAUAUCAGGGCACUGCCCGAGCAGGAACGGUACAGAAAAUUCUACAGAGAUUUUUCAGCACUUCAGAUACAGCCUGACAGCCAGCUUCAGGUCACCAGUGAUCCUUGAAAAUUCCCCACACACCGGACCAGUUGAGGAGAAGGCCAGUGUGUCAUAUGCCUUCUGGAUUAUGGCCCUCAUAAAUCUGCCUGUGCCGAUUGCAGUUCUUGUGUUGAUGUACCGAGAGAAGCUGCUUCCCUUUUGCCCAAACAGCACUCCACAGCUGCUGGACAAGGAUGAAUUAGCCAUGGAGACUCAGGCACCAGGGAGCACAGAGACACCUGAUUCAAGUGCUGAAGUUACAGCACAUGGAGAUCUCUUUAGCUGCUGUAUGAAUGAAAACCUGCGUGGGUUACCCGUCACAUUUUUUGGUAUCCACAUCUUGGGCGGUCUGGUCCUGCUUAUGACAGAAGGCAUUAUGGGGGUUUUUGCCGGCUUUGUUUACACAUACGCUGUUUCAGCUCCCAUGUCACUGCAAGCUAAAAUGUCAGCAUACCUGAACUGUGUCUUCUGGGCAGCUGUCACAGCUGGACGGCUGGUGUCCAUCCUAUUAUCAUACCGCUUAAAACUGGUCCACCUGCUCAUGAUCAACCUGGCUGGUGUGAUUGUAACAGUACUGCUGUUGCUGAUUCUCUACACAAACAAAGUGUUUCUCUUUGUGGGCACAGCCUUGGUUGGUCUUUUCCUCAGCAGUGUUUUCCCUUUCAUGCUGGCUUACACUGAGGACAUCCUGGACUACCAGGGAUGUGCAACACCAGUCUUAGUAACCUUUGCUGGAAUGGGUGAGAUGUCCAUGCAGGUGUUGGUUGGAUCACUGAUUCAGACAGAAGGCAGUUAUAGUUUUAUGGUGUGUAGCAUGGUCCUCGGCUGCCUUGCCUUUAUAUUCCUCCUUGCCUUGAUCCUGUGCCACCACAUCCACAGAAAUCUCACAGGAACUUCUAAAAAAGCUGCUAUGGUAGAAGACCCACCAGUACCCACUGUAGCACCCGCUUCAGAGAAAGCUGUGAUAGAACGGAAACUUGCUGUAACACAACCAGAACCAACAACAUGAGACUCUGUAUGAAACUCUUCAUGGUUCAUAACAAGCUGGAAAAUCUUAAAGGGAUAGUUCACCAAAAAAUGACAAUUCUGUCAUUAUAUACCCUGAUGUUUUUCCAAGCCCUUCUGACUUAAAUUCUUCCAACACAAAAGAAGACAAUUAGCAGAAUAUUAGCCGCAGUCACCAUUCACUAUUGUUGCAUCGUUUUUUCAAAUCAUUGAAAGUGAACGGGGACUGAGGCUGUCAUUCUGCCUAACAUCUCCUUUUGUGUCAAUGGAAGAAAGUCAUACAGUUUUGGAACAACAUGAUGGUGAGGAAAUAAUGACAAAAUUUUCAUUUUUGGGUGAACUAUCCCUUUCACUGUACUGUUAAACUGUAAACAUUGAAAGCAAAUGCCCUUUUGGUUUCAUUAUCAUAUUUGUGUAAAUAAAACCUUUGCAAUAUAAUACAAACACUAAUGCAAUAUAAACUUUGUGUAUUCUGCUAAGUUUGUUAUUAUCUGUUAUUGUGUUGUAUUGUUUGUUUCAAAGUUUCGCACAAAUAAUUCUGACUGAUUAUUUUAUUAUUGUUUUUAAUUAUAAAAAUGAUUGAAACAAAAGACUAUCAAAUGUGAUAAAUGUUUAAGUUCUGUUGGGAUGCAUUUAAGGCAUAAAAAGUGAAAUAUAAAUAAAAUUGUUUUGUACUUCA
Messenger RNA from Myxocyprinus asiaticus (Chinese sucker), 2351 nucleotides. RefSeq names its product major facilitator superfamily domain-containing protein 4B-like. The coding region runs from base 99 to 1676 and encodes 525 amino acids. The record is from RefSeq and is a predicted model, not a curated record. The transcript has 10 exons. NCBI's taxonomy places the organism in Eukaryota, Metazoa, Chordata, Actinopteri, Cypriniformes, Catostomidae.